AUGUCUCUAGCACAGAAGCACAGGUCUGAUCUCAAUAUUGAUUCCAAUCCGGUGCAAUCGGAGAAUCGGGAUGCUGGCGCGAUGGGCUUACUUGGCGCUGCGUUGACUCCGGUUGACACGGGCACGCUGGUCGUCAAAAAUGAGGGAACUAGUUAUAUUGACAGUGCAAAUUGGCGCGCUAUUCUGGAAGAGAUUAAUGAUGUCAAAGAGUGCAUAGAUGAGGACGGAGAAUAUUCCAACGAUGAAGGCGUCGAGAGUGACCCUUAUGAUGCAUCGUCACCGGUCCUACUGCUUGGCAAUAGUCGUCCGGUGAGCAAAGAGGAGAUGCUUAUGGACAUCCCUCCACGGUCAAUAGCCGACCGCUUGGUCUCUCGGUUCCUCAAGACAUCUGAACCGGCACGAGUGGUUAUCCAUGUCCCCACGUACCAGAAAGAGUACGAGGAGUUCUGGCUACACCCAGCAGAUAAAUCAUUCACUUGGAUUUCCCUCUUAUACUCGAUCAUGGCUUUGUCCGUCUCUCUACAUCAGCGAGGCUCAGAGCCGUCACCUUCUACCAUGGAUGACUCUAUCACUUCAUGGGCCAUAUUCCGGAAAAGGUCAUCGCAGUGUCUUAUCCAAGCAAACUACAUCACCCCAGGGCGAUACAAAGGAGAAGCACUAUUACUCUACUCACUCACCGAGUUCUACCGCACCCGAGAUGCGCAGAUUGGAAUGUCCUAUUUGCUUGGGAUUACUAUUCGCCUGGCUAUGCGCAUGGGCUAUCAUCGUGAUCCGCGUCAUUACCCAAUGUUAUCUGCCAUGGAUGGGGAAAUGCGCCGGCGUCUCUGGGCCCUGCUCGUUCAGCUUGACACCAUAGUCUCAUUCCAAGUCGGUGUCCCUCGAACAAUCCAGCCUUGGCAAUAUGACACAGAGUUACCUUCUAACUUGUGGGACACGGACUUCGAUGAGAGUUCCGUUCAAUUGCCACCCGGGAGGCCAGAUAGUGAAGGAACAGAUUGCUCGUACAUGAGGGCCAAGUCUCACGUUAUGAGUGUCUUUGGUCAAAUAACAGACCUGGCAUUCUCUCAAGAGCGCUCAUCCUACGAUGAGAUCUUGGAAAUUGACCGUCGUUUGGAGACUGCGCAUGAUAUGAUACCCUCGUUCUUGAAAGUUCGACCAAUGACGCAGUGUAUCGCAGACCCAGCAGAAUUGACCACGCGGCGCUUCGCCUUGGAGCUCUUGUAUCAAAUAGCACGUCUUGUCCUACAUCGCCGCUAUAUCGCUGAAACCAAUACCAAAUUUGCUUACUCGCGAUCAAUCUGCCUGGCCGCAGCUCGGCAAGUGCUUCAAUACAACACAGAGAUCUGGACCGAGUUCAUGCCCGGCGGUCAGUUGCACGCAGCGCGAUACUUCCUCAACUCCCUCCAAAAUUCCUUUAUACUCUCGGCAAUGAUUCUUUGCCUCGAGAUGUCCCAGGAUGCAGAUCGUGGUGAUGCUUCACGCCUCGGACCUCGAGAGCGAGCAGACUUCUUGCUUCUUCUGGAAAGUACCCAUCGCAUAUUCAUGGAAUCCCGUCACCGGUCUGUCGACACACAGCGAGCAGUGAAUGCUUUGACUAUCAUGCUCAAACGGGUGAAGAAAGGUGACUCUCAAUCUUCCAGUUCGACUGCUGGGCAAUCAAUGGCGCCCAUGGAUAAUGAUAUCUUAACCCAAUCCACCAGUGCAUCAGUCUUUGAUCAACAAUACUCAACAUACACAUCCAAUAUUAGCGAAUUGCAGUCCGCAAUACCCAACCCCGGCCAGACGGCAUAUAACUCCCUGGGGGUCAUUGAAGACAUGCUUGAUAUACCCGCUCAACUCGACUGGAACCUGUACGACAGUCACAUCUCAGGAGUCGAAAUGGCCACCAAUAACGACAUUUGGUACUCUGGUGGUCCAGCAAUUCCGUAUGAUUUCGGCGCUUAUCCUCCUGGGUCAUCGUCGAUAGAUCAUGAGAGCUAUCAACAAUGA
Molecule: messenger RNA, 1989 nt
Organism: Penicillium psychrosexuale
Lineage: Eukaryota; Fungi; Ascomycota; Eurotiomycetes; Eurotiales; Aspergillaceae
Product: putative C6 transcription factor
Exons: 5
Coding region: 1-1989 (662 amino acids)
Biological process (GO): DNA-templated transcription
Cellular component (GO): nucleus
Molecular function (GO): zinc ion binding; DNA binding
Source: RefSeq, a predicted model, not a curated record